This is a messenger RNA of Hippocampus comes (tiger tail seahorse), 2413 nucleotides long. It is a transcript of the gene atp6v0d1, whose product is annotated as ATPase H+ transporting V0 subunit d1. Bases 61 to 1113 code for a protein of 350 amino acids. The transcript has 8 exons. Gene Ontology annotation, cellular component: proton-transporting V-type ATPase, V0 domain. Lineage: Eukaryota; Metazoa; Chordata; Actinopteri; Syngnathiformes; Syngnathidae. Gene Ontology annotation, molecular function: proton-transporting ATPase activity, rotational mechanism. Gene Ontology annotation, biological process: proton transmembrane transport. The record is from RefSeq and is a predicted model, not a curated record.
CUAAAGCUUAGCAACUCGUCGGACAUUCUGCGGCAGAGAGAGAUCUAACGAUCAGAUAAGAUGCCUUUCUCUGAGCUUUAUUUUAACGUCGAUAACGGCUAUCUUGAGGGCCUUGUCAGGGGAUUUAAAGCCGGAAUACUGUCUCAAGCUGAUUAUUUAAACCUUGUACAAUGCGAGACCCUGGAAGACCUCAAACUUCACCUGCAGAGCACAGACUAUGGCAGCUUUCUGGCUAACGAGGCUUCACCUCUCACCGUGUCCGUCAUUGACGACAAGCUGAAGGAGAAGAUGGUUGUUGAGUUUCGUCACAUGAGGAACCAGUCAUAUGAGCCACUGGCCAGCUUCAUGGAUUUCAUUACGUACAGUUACAUGAUUGAUAAUGUCAUCCUGCUCAUCACGGGAACCCUUCACCAGCGGGCCAUUUCUGAGCUGGUGCCCAAGUGUCACCCACUGGGCAGCUUCGAGCAGAUGGAGGCGGUCAAUAUCGCUCAGACUCCAGCUGAGCUGUAUAAUGCCAUCCUGGUGGACACGCCCCUUGCUGCAUUUUUCCAGGAUUGUAUAUCUGAGCAGGACUUGGAUGAAAUGAAUAUUGAAAUCAUCCGUAAUACACUCUACAAGGCUUAUCUUGAAGCAUUCUAUAAGUUCUGUUCCAACCUUGGAGGAACUACAGCUGAUACCAUGUGUCCCAUCUUGGAGUUUGAGGCUGAUCGAAGAGCCUUCAUCAUCACCAUCAAUUCAUUUGGCACGGAGCUUUCCAAGGAGGACCGUGCUAAGCUCUUUCCACAUUGCGGCAAGCUUUACCCCGAAGGUCUCGCUCAGCUGGCCCGGGCUGACGACUAUGAGCAGGUCAAAGCUGUGGCUGAUUACUAUCCCGAGUACAAGCUGCUGUUUGAGGGUGCUGGCAGCAACCCAGGCGAUAAAACUCUGGAGGAUCGCUUCUUUGAGCACGAGGUGAAACUGAACAAACUGGCUUUCCUGAAUCAGUUCCAUUUCAGUGUUUUCUACGCUUACGUCAAGCUGAAGGAGCAGGAGUGCAGGAACAUUGUCUGGAUUGCCGAAUGCAUUGCCCAGCGGCACCGUGCCAAGAUUGACAACUACAUUCCAAUCUUUUAGGUUCCCUUCUUUGCUUUCAUCCGACCCAUUUCAUUCAGUGUUUUGGCUCAGUCGAUUCACUCCCGCCUCGGUGUGAAAGCAUCUGAUGCCACCAUGCCAAGCGGCCUUCAUUCUUUCGUUGUUGGCAGAAGUUGGUCCUCCAUAAACCAUGUUAUGGCCCUUUAUACAAGUCUUCAUUCGUUGGUCAUUGGUGAAGCACUGGUUCUAAACUUUUGGAUGCAUUGUACUGUAUAUUCUUCGUAACCCUGUGCUCUGCGUAUUCUUUCUGAUGCCAGGUUGUGGAAAGCAUCUUUUUGAACAGUUUGGAUAGCUGAGUAAAAGAAGCAUGACUGGAACUGCAACAAAGUUCCUAAUAAGAGACUAGUAAUGUAAGCAAUGCAGGUGACGGUCAUAAAAUGUGAAUAUCAUGAAAACGUUGAUUCAGUCCAGUAAUGCCAUUCACAAAGUGAAUCUUUUAUAUUAUAUUCAUUCAUAACAGCCAGGCUGAUAUAUUUCAAAUGUUAUUUAUUUUUAUUUUAAUUUAGAACUGACAACUAAUGACAUUCUCAAAUUCAGUAUCUCAGAAAAUUUGAAAUAUAACGGUCUGUGUACAAUGAGUAAUAUACACGUUUCACUUUUUGAGGGAAAUUCCUUAAACGGGUCAACUUUUUCAUGAUAUUUUCAUUUGGUGACCAACAACCUGCACAGACACGGCCAAUAAUCAAAUUAGAUUGUCAGAAUUUGAAAAGGUUGUCUUUUGAGCGUUCGUCAACCCCAUUUUAAAACUAUAGUUUGUGAUGCUUUCAGAUGGUCUUUCUGUUGCCCCCGAAGUGAAAUGAACAGGACUCAGACUUGAUAAUGUGCGUAGUCAUGAUGUCCUUAAUAAGGCAAAGCUCAUCGCUCCUCUUCUGAGAGCAUUUUCAUCCCCAGGCUCAGCCACUAAGGUACCUUGUAGCAUAGACGACGGAGAUUAAUCACCUCUGCAAACAGUAAAAUGGAACCCACAAAUACCCUGACCAUCUGUCUGAAGAAAACAUUCCGCUACCCGAGUUGUCGAUAUUUAUGUUAAGGGCAACCUGUAUAGCAGUGUUUUGUUGUGCUCCAUCCCCAACCCUCCAACCUGCCUCCCCCCACCCCCACCAAAAAAAAUCUAUAGAGUAAAAUGUUAAGUCGCUACCUUCUUGUUGGCUAAUUGAGUGUUGUUCAAUAUAAGAUGUGGAAUAGAACAUAAGUUUUCAUUCUGCAUCCAACCUUUUGUGUGAUGUUUGAACUCCAGAUUGACAUUGCAGUAAGUGUAUGAAAGAUAUAAACAUAAGAUAUU